AUGCCCAGCGGAAAGACCCAGCUAUUGACAUCACACAGCGGUCCGAUCUGUUUCAUGUCCAUGCUGACCUUGGUACUGUUGUGGCCACCCGUUCAAAGCCUUCCUAGUGUCCCGAAGCAAUCCUGGAGGUCAUUCGACGCUAUUGGCACCUUUCUACUCAUUUCCGCCGCAGUACUCGUCGUAUUUGCCUUUCAAAACGUGGGCGAGUCUAACAAUGGCGUGUGGUCCAGCGCCGUCUUUAUUGCUCCCCUGACGAUUGGUACAGCUAGCUGGGUGAUGCUCUUCGCAUGGCAGUAUUUCAUCAACCAGCGAAUGAAGGGGCGCAUCUCACCAACAUUUCCCGUCGCACUUUUUCGCAAUCGACUAUAUGUAUCGGGCAUCCUUACAACGUUGGCCACUGGCUAUCCACUGUUGCUCAUUAUUUUUUCCUCCACUACGAGGGUUCAAGUGGUCAGCGGAAAGAGUGCGCUGAUUAGCGGCGUGAUGCUACUGCCGAUGCUGGGCACCAUUGCCAUAGGAGGCAUGAUUGCCGGCAAGGUCAACCAAGCCAAAUACCGUGUAUCCGAAACCAUCAUCGCCGGCGCUUGUCUUGUGCUUCUCGGGUGCGGGCUUCUGGCGACGGUGCGCGGCGCUGCAGAUGAUGCAAAGGCUCUGGGGUUCCUUGUCUUUCCUGGGCUCGGAUUCGGUCUGUUGACUACUGCGGCUACCAUCAUGGCAACAGUCGAGUCAUCUCCUCAAAACCGCGCAUCCGCACAGGGAGCGUUGGCACAGCUCAGAAUGUUUGGUGGUAGUCUGGGCAUUUCUGUGUCGACGGUGUUGCUGCAUCGCGAGAUGUCCAAACUUUUAAGCAGCCCUUUUAGCCCCCGCGGUCUAUCAGCCCUCGGCGGCGGUGAGGUGCGUUUGUCGGCUAGUGAAUGGGAUGCAGUGCGCACGGCAUACUCGGAAGCUUUUCGCAAGUGUAUGUUAUCUGCCACUGCGGUAGCUGCAGCCGGUGUCUUGUUCGCUAUAGGAGGCAGUUGGCGAGAAAAGAAGCCGAGAAGAACAUAG
Molecule: messenger RNA, 1047 nt
Organism: Cordyceps militaris CM01
Lineage: Eukaryota; Fungi; Ascomycota; Sordariomycetes; Hypocreales; Cordycipitaceae
Product: MFS multidrug transporter, putative
Exons: 2
Coding region: 1-1047 (348 amino acids)
Biological process (GO): transmembrane transport
Molecular function (GO): transmembrane transporter activity
Source: RefSeq, a predicted model, not a curated record